ACUGCCACAAUGCCUAUGCUCUCUCUCUCUCUCUUUUUGAGAUGAAAUCAUAGUCGUCUUCUUCUUGUUCAUUUUCAUUCCUGUAUUGGAAUCAGAACACCAUUCUCAGCCAAUUGCAUUGGGUCUCCACCACCAACCCAGAACCUGAAAGUCGAAAUUACAAAGAGGGUCUUCCUCUACUACAUUCGACACUACUCCCCUUUUUGUGUCCACCCAAGAUUUCUCAAACCCUUUUCGACCCAGAAGAAGAAAAAAACAAAAUCAUGGCCGCUGAACCCUCAGGAUCCAGUGGGUCCGCUGAUUCCUAUCUUGGGAGCCUGAUUAGCUUGACAUCCAAGUCUGAAAUUCGCUAUGAAGGUGUUCUUUUCAAAAUAAACACUGCAGAAGCUAGCAUCGGAUUAAGCAAUGUUAGGUCAUUUGGAACAGAGGGGCGUAAAAAGGAUGGCCCACAAAUCCCUCCAAGUGAUAAAGUUUAUGAGUACAUUUUGUUUCGAGGAAGUGACAUCAAGGAUUUACAGGUCAAAUCUUCCCCGCCUGUUCAGACAACAGGACCUAUGUACAAUGAUCCUGCUAUUAUCCAGUCGCACUAUUCUCAAGCAGCAACAUCUACACACUUGCCUACGGCUAGUGCUGGAUCUUUACAAGAUCUUAGUUCCCAUGCUUCACAGCUGGUACUUCCCAACUCGACAUUCCAAGGCAGUUUUCCCUCAUAUCCACCCAAUGUGAGUUCAGGGUCAUGGGGUUCCUUGCUUCCUCCUCCACCUGCUAAUGGCAGUGGGUUUACUACACCGAUGUAUUGGCAGGGACUCUAUGGGGUCUCGGAUGGGCUUCAAGCCCAACAACAAUCUUUGAUUCAACCCCUGUCUGGCUUGUCAAUAACACAAUCCAUGCAAUAUCCUCCCAUGAAUGCAUCUUUACCAGCCGGGGGUUCUAAUUUGCUGGCUUUGCAGUUUUCAGAAUUCCCACCUCCUCCCGUGCUGCCUCCUCUUGAUAAUGGCACCUUCAAUUUGCAUUCACCUUUGCUUCCUGGGCAGUUUUCUACUGUAGCUUCAGGUUCAUCAACAACUUUAAUGUCUAAUACGACUCCUCACUUUGCUUUCAGCACUAGUCUGCCAUUGGUAUUUCCAUUGACUACUGUUCCUAACAAGACUACAGUUGUUCCUGGUUCAGCAAUGCCAUAUAAUGGUGCCUCUGAACCUGAGCCUUCUCUUACUGGGAUAUCCAAUUCUUUCUUGAAUGAGGGAUCGAUGCCUUCUUUGGUAACACCAGGUCAACUUUUGCAGCCUGGGCUUACCUCAGCUCCUUCAUCCCAGUCUCUACAGACAGCUCAGGAUGUUGAGGUGGUUCAGGUAUCAUCAUCAGAACUACCUGUUCUGACAUUGGUGGAAGCUCAGGCACCAAUUUUGCCUCUGCCUUCACCACCCUGCUGCAAGUUAAGUGGAGCUCCUUCGCACAUUCGCCACUAUAAUAGAGGAGGGCAUGAAAGAGUAAGAGCAAAUGGGAAUUUACAUUCCGUGACCAGAUUCACGGAAGACUUUGAUUUUUUAACAAUGAAUGAAAAAUUUAACAAGGAUGAAGUAUGGGAUCAUCUUGGUAAAAGCAACAAAACUCAAGAAGAUGGAAAUGGUUCACAAGAUGAAGAUGAUGCUGGACCAUCAAAACUCGAGGUUAAGCCUGUUUAUGUUAAGGAUGACUUCUUCGAUUCUCUAUCUUGUAAUGCUCUUGAUCGUGGCUCACUUAAUGGGAGGACCAAGUUCUCUGAACGGAUGAAAAUGGAUGCUGAGACAUUUGGUGAUUUCACAAGGCAUCAUGGUGGUGGCCGUGGACGUGGACUUGGUCGCACUGGCUAUUCUCGUGGUGGUUAUUACCCGAGGAGCUAUGGCUAUAUCGGGAGGGGUAGGGGACACGGGACAUAGGGCACAGCAUGUUAAGCACGAUUGCCGGAUAGUACUUGGCACUAGGGUUUUUUUUUAAAUCUUACAUUGGGAUGAACUUAGGUGCUGUUGGUUAAAUUUAGUUUUUGUGUGCUAUUUUUUUUUUUUUUGCUGGUUGGUCCCUUGGAAUUCUGCUAGAAAAACAAGUGAAACUCCAAGACGCAGAAGGUAUUUCUUUUGUUGUUUCUUUUCUUUUUAUCCUCUAUAAUAAGCAAACUCGUGGACUAAAUGGGGCCUUUGAAUUUA
Camellia sinensis is the source of this 2180-nucleotide messenger RNA. Its product is annotated as protein decapping 5. NCBI's taxonomy places the organism in Eukaryota, Viridiplantae, Streptophyta, Magnoliopsida, Ericales, Theaceae. The record is from RefSeq and is a predicted model, not a curated record. Gene Ontology annotation, molecular function: mRNA binding. Gene Ontology annotation, cellular component: P-body. Gene Ontology annotation, biological process: P-body assembly; cytoplasmic stress granule assembly.